Molecule: messenger RNA, 5085 nt
Organism: Serendipita indica DSM 11827
Lineage: Eukaryota; Fungi; Basidiomycota; Agaricomycetes; Sebacinales; Serendipitaceae
Source: the annotation of a GenBank genome assembly
AUGGAUGUUGACCAAGAAUGUGUUGAUACGCCGAAUCACGCGUCGACAAUUGAUUCAAGUGCUUUUCCCCCGAUAACUGAGCUCAAGCCUCGCAAUCGGUUCUUGUACGUCGCACUGCCCAUCAUCCAAGAGAUACACAGAUGGAGUCCUCUGCGAAACGAAUCCGGAAAUGCUAUCCAUCCCGUCGAGGUACUCGAAGAGACACGCAAUCACGUCUUUGUGCGGUUCGACGACGGCAGUAUUCGUCGACAACUCAAAGUGCCGUUUACAGCUAGAUUCGGUACCUUUGUCGACGCAAUGCGAGAAAAGAAGAAAGGGAGUAGACUUUCCCCGUUUGAUAUCUCGUUGGUAUCUCCUGACCUGCGCACCGGCACUGGUUUGCGGUCCCAAAAAUUCCCCUCGCAAGACAGCAACUCAGAGGAAGCUACUAGUGCACUAGAUAUGGAUUCAAAUGAUUCUGUCGAUGGAAACCAAUCGGAAGCAUCCGCUCAGUCAAGCUCUGAAGGCUAUGAUGAGGACGAGGACGAUCAGGUUUUGGGCGUUAGAAGAAGCGCCAGAGUAAAUAUGUCGCAGAAAUCUCGACCCCGGUUUCCAAGUCCCCGCAAAAUGCGCUCAAAGGACACCAGACAUCUCAUGCAAUCUCGAAGACCUCCCGUGACGUCUGAUAGUGACGAUAUGGAUGAAGAUCGUGCCGAACGCUCCGAUGACUCUGCUGUCGAGGUCGUCAAAGCCUCGAGAACGAAGCGGAAUGUCGCUCUUCCAACGACUAUGCAUCCCGCGCCAUUGCAUUCUCCCAAGAAGAAACGGGUCCCUAGGCAACAUCGUCCAAUCAAUCAGGCAUGCGGAGUUGUUACCCAAGCCACUACCGUUGAGGAGGACGAUCCACUGCAGCGGCAUCGCACGGCUUGCGUUACUUGCGGGAAUCCUCCGGCACACCUUCGGUUUGAAAUGAUCAAAGCGAAAGGAGAAGCUGCUGUUGCUCAGAAUAUGGAUGCUCUCGAGCGAACCGGCGGAUGGCUUCAGUGCGUGCACUGCACUGAAGCAUCACAUUGGAAAUGCCUGUCUGUAACGGAGCGAAGCGAGAUCCUCAGAGCCGCCAGGGCACGAGAGUUGUCAUUAGACAAGAAUCAAGCAGAAAGGCAGACGAUCAGAUUUGAUGAAACGGUAACGUAUGUCUGUAGUGCCUGCUCGCAGGGCGGUAUCUGCUUCGAAUGCCACAAGGAACUCAAGCCGGGCAACACUGUUGAACAAUCCGAGUCCAUACCAACAGAAAUUCUCUUUAGAUGUACCUGGUGUCGCAGAGCGGCUCACUAUGCGCACCUCCAAAGCCCAUGGUCCGAGUACUCGUGGCGAUGUGGCAACUGCGCAAUCUACAGCUCAACCCCCGACAAGAUCCUGGCCUGGCGUCCGUAUCCAAAGAAUGCGCCACUCUUGACUCCUAAAGAGGAGGCAAGUAAGCCUUAUAAAGAACCUUGGCCAAGAGAGUAUCUCGUCAAAUGGGUCGGGAAAAGCUACCGUCGAACGACGUGGGUGCCUCACUUGUGGCUGGCGUCCACUUCAUAUGGUAAACUGCGCCACUUUAUCCUGCAUGGUAGCAAAGUGAAGCUGGAACAUCUUUACAAUGCAAAUACUGGCGAAAUUCACCGCAGAGUAUAUGAAGAAGAAGACGGACCACCCCUCCCGAAUCCGCGUGCCGGGGAGUGCAUUCCCGAGGCCUGGAAACAAGUGGAACAGGUAUUGGAUGUCGUAUUCCUCACCCCCCAUAAACGGUCAAGGCGCGAAAAAUCCAAGAAGAGCAUUAGAAUGCAAGUCGUUGGAGAUAGUGAUGAGUCAGCGGGAGAUGGAGAGGACGAGGCAUCUAUCAGAGCCAAGUUGGAGAUCCUCCGUGAGAGGUCUAGAAAGCAAGGCACCCAGUUGCUCGGUCCAGAUGUCACUGAGUCCCCUCUUGCACGAAGAAAGCGCCGAAAUGGCCUCAACCUGACUAUGGAAGAUAUUGACGACGUCGUAUGGUGCUAUGUCAAGUGGGGAGAUCUGGAAUAUCAAGAGGCCACCUGGGAUACGCCUCCUAAGCGCGGUGAAGCAGGGUGGAAAGAAUUCAAAGAUGCCUUUGAGCGAUAUGUUCACUCGCAAUCCGUCUUUGUCGCUAAAGUCUCGCACGCCGAGUUGGUUAAGCGAGAUAGUCGCAAUGCGAAAGAAUUCGCCAAUAACAAGAUGGAAAUCAAGGACUCUUUUGUCGCCGAGCAAGGGAAGCAUCUGCGGCAAUUCCAGAUUGAUGGGGUCAAUUGGCUGCUAUACGCAUGGUGGAGAUUACAGCCUGCAAUUUUGGCGGAUGAGAUGGGCCUCGGAAAGACGGUGCAGAUCAUCACUUUCCUUGCCAAAUUGGUGGAGAAGAAGAUCUGGCCACAUUUGGUGGUCGUCCCUAAUUCCACUAUCCUCAAUUGGAUGCGCGAGUUUCAGACUUGGGCUCCGCAAUUACGUGCAGUAGCCUAUUACGGUGAGGCGGCAUCACGAGACGUUACGAGGGAAUACGAAAUAUUCCACUCGUCGGCAGCAAGCGGUCAGACGAAACUCAAGCUGCACGUGUUGGUCACGACAUACGAAACCUUCUUGAACAAGGUUGAAUGGGCCACCGUGUUCAAAGCCCCUUCUCGAUGGGAAGUUCUUGUUGUUGACGAAGGUCAACGACUUAAGAAUAACAAGAGCUUGUUAUUUCAGAAGCUCAAUCAGAUCUUUGUUGGUCAUCGGGUCCUAAUGACAGGGACGCCACUCAAUAAUAAUCUCCGAGAGCUGUUCAAUCUCAUGAAUUUCAUUGACCCCGAGAAAUGGAGAGACGUCGAAGACCUAGAACGCGAGUAUCAAAGUGAACAACUAACAAGUGGCAUGGUCUCAGAGUUGCGGGAAAAGCUAAAGAUGUAUUUCCUGCGGCGAACAAAGGAUAUACUCAACCUACCUUCGAAGCACGAAGUGAUUGUUCCUGUCUCCCUUUCGAAGUUGCAGAAGAGUAUCUACAAGUCACUCAUUGAGUCCAAUUUGACUGUUCUCAGUAACCUUGUCAAUGCUGGGGCCUCAUUCAAGCCAAAGGGCAAAGCCACUCAAGCUAGCCUGCGUAAUAUCCUAAUGGAAACGCGCAAGCUCGUCCAACAUCCGUAUCUGGUGGAACCAGAUCUCGAGAGAGAGACAAAAACGACGGAAGAAAUGAAUCGACAGCUCAUCGACGCAAGUGGCAAACUCAAAUUCUUGGAAGUUAUGCUUGAGAGACUGAAGGCGAAGGGCAAACGGGUACUACUUUUCUCUCAGUUCGUUGUGCGUAUAUUUCUAUGUCUGUACGCCACGUGGUUGACAAGAGGCAAGAUUGCACUUGACAUUAUCGAAGACUUUAUCGUCGCUAAAGGGUAUCCAUUUUUGCGCUUGGACGGUGACCUCAAAGGAGCCCUACGUCAGAAGGACAUUGAUCGGUUUAACGCACCUGAUUCUGAAUACUUUAUAUAUCUGUUAUCUACUCGUGCAGGUGGCGUUGGCGUCAACCUCGCGACUGCAGACACUGUGAUCAUAUUCGAUCCAGAUUUUAAUCCAUUCUCAGAUGCUCAAGCAAUUGCUCGCGCCCAUCGCUUUGGCCAGAAGAAACCGGUUAUAGUGUUCCGCCUUAUGGCGACCACCGGCCCGGAAAAGAAAAUCAUGAACGAUGGCAAGAAAAAGCUCGUGCUUGACCAUGUCAUCGUCCAGACGAUGGAGGAUGGGGAAGAAGCCGAGGAUCUGGAAUCUAUGCUGCUCUCUGGGGCCAAAGGCCUUUUCACCGAGGGAGAGGACAAUGAUAUUAUUUAUACAGAGGCUUCUGUUGACAACUUGAUCGAGAAUGCUGAGGAGGCUGCAAAGCCCAGAGCGCCGACUACCGAAUCUAUUGGAACGAUAUUCGAGUUUGCACAGGUUUGGGAAAGUGCAAACACGGAAGAGGGUGACGAAAACCUUGACACGGAUUUCUGGUCUACCAUGAUCGCCAAGGUGCAAGAGGAAAAAGAAACGGCGGCAGCUCAAGAAGUAGUCGCGAGCGGCCGUGGGGGAAAACGGGCUGCAAAGGCUGCAGUGCAAAAGUACCAUAUCCUUUUGGAAGAGUCACCUGAAAAGGCCAAGAAGGCUGGGAAGGGUAAGAAAUCGCACGAGUCCGACGUGGAAUAUCAAGAGCCCGGCAACGGAAGCAAUCGUGAAGAUGCCAUCAGCGACGACGAUUUUGGGGCUUUUUCCAAUCCCAUCGAGAUCACUCAAGAGGUAUCUAGCCUACAAGCAAACACAUCGGAAGAAAUGAGGGUCAAAGUCUUGAAGCGGGAGCAGAGAGAGCGUCGAAAGGCCGCCAAGCUCGAAGGCCGCCGCUUUGCUGCUCAACUAGGAAAAUCGACACCCGAAUUGCCCUCAAUGAACCCUUCACCGGUUAUUGCCAAUGCUCAUCCAGCGCCAGCCUAUCGUCCGCCUUUCUCCAGCCAACCUCGACCUAUCCAACCGGCUCCAUCGUAUUCUUUCUCCAUAUUAGACCUCAGAGAACCAGCUUGUAAUAUGGCAGCUGUGGCGGCGAUUGAUGCAGAUAUUGCCGAACGAGAAGAAAGGCUUGCUCGCGCGCGACGCACAGAGGUCUCAAAUCUUCCUAAGGUUUCUACACUCUCCCGGUCAGCGAACAAUGUUUCUAUGACCUAUAGCUCCUCUGCAAGCGCCAAGUUGGCAAGAGGGCCGCCAAAGAUGGCAAUCAAACCUUCAUAUACGCAAACUACUCAUCCAAUUGCUUCAUUCUCUGGUAAUCGCUAUCCGAUUCCGUCUAGCAGCAAGUCAUCUGGAUCGCAGAAGAGGCCUGCUGAGGGCUCGACGAACAUUGCCCCUCCUGCAAAGAGGUUUAAUAGCGGGGCGGCUCCAGCUGCAUGCAUUAUGUGUGGGAUGUCUUAUCACGUUCCCGCUCAAUGCCGGGUGAUGGACUUGGACCUUGAUGCGAUGGGAAAUCUUAUCAGCCAGCUAGAACGAAGGAGCGACCAACAAUCUCUUGUUGCCGUCGAAGCAUUGCGCUAUCGUUAUCUUGCAAGAGUUCAAGCGUCUUUGAAUCUAUGA